This is a messenger RNA of Helianthus annuus (common sunflower), 2289 nucleotides long. RefSeq names its product protein FAR1-RELATED SEQUENCE 5-like. The record is from RefSeq and is a predicted model, not a curated record. The transcript has 5 exons. Gene Ontology annotation, molecular function: zinc ion binding. NCBI's taxonomy places the organism in Eukaryota, Viridiplantae, Streptophyta, Magnoliopsida, Asterales, Asteraceae. Gene Ontology annotation, biological process: regulation of DNA-templated transcription. Bases 1 to 2289 code for a protein of 762 amino acids.
AUGCCGUUGAGUAAAAGAGAAAAAACCAGUGUUCACCGUCAACUGUUAGAAUCGCCGGAAAUUUUCAACAGUAAUGGGCAAGCCAUGGGCACGGAAAAUAACAUUUCCAAGUGGGAGGAACGUGUAUGCAUAAACAGUGGAAGAAAGUUUUACAAACCAAAAGUCAGUGGAUCUCUUACACCUGCUGUUGGAAUGCUUUUUAAGUCAUUUGAUGAGGCAUUUGCAUUUUAUCAGAGAUAUGCACUUGCUGCAGGUUUUCCUGCAAGAAAAAAUACCUCUUGGAAAAAUGUUGGUGGUUUAGUAAAAAUAAGAUAUAUUGUCUGUUCAAAAGAAGGAUUUCAUGUUCCCAAAGCAAUAGAUUCUGGUUCAGUUGAGAAUAGUAAAAAGAUUGUUAGACGUAAUAGAGGUUCAAAAAGAGUUGGAUGCAAUGCUCAUGUGAAACUAAUAUUAGAGGACAAUAAUAUGUUUAAACUCUACUUCUUUGAACAAGAACAUAAUCAUAUCUUUGUUGAAGAUGAAGAUAUUCAUUUCUUGCCGGCUGCCAGAAGUAUCGAUUAUGUGAAAGAAAGUUUUAUAUCUGGAUUGUCUGCAAUCAAUAUUGGACCUGUUAAAGCAUUCAAUAUUAUGAAAACAAUUUAUGGUGGUUUUGGUGAAGUUGGAGCUAGUAAAGUUGAUUGUAAGAAUUAUAGAAGGGAUUUGAAUCUUUACAUCGGAGAGUAUGAUGCAGAAAUGGUAGUUAGGCGCCUUAUUAGGAAGAAAGAAUGUUGUCCUGGUUUCACAUGUGAUUAUGUUAUUGGUGAAGAUAGAAGAUUGAGAGGGCUUUUCUGGGAUGAUGAGGAAUCAAAAAAAAAUUAUACAGUGUUUGGUGACAUAUUUGGUUUUGAUGCUACUUAUAAAUCAAACAAGUAUGAUUUGGUUUUUGUACCAUUUACUGGUAUUGAUAAUCAUUUUAGGAAUGUCACAUUUGGUGGUGCAUUACUUGGUUCGGAGACUGCAGAUUCGUAUAGAUGGCUUUUAAGAUGCUUUGUUAAUGCUUUUGGAAGUGAGCCUAAAGUUGUUGUUACUGAUCAAGAUGCUGCAAUGAAGAGAGCUAUUAAGGAUGUACUUCCAAGAAGUAGGCAUAGGUUAUGUAUGUGGCAUAUAUGGGAGAAAUUGAAGAAAAAGGUUGGUCCUGUUUUGUCAGCAAACACUGAUUUUAAUACAAGAAUGACUCGUGUUGUUUGGAAUGAUACUAUUAUUCCAGAAGAUUUUGAAACUGAGUGGCAUUCAAUAAUGUCUACUUUUGGAUUGGAAAAUCAUGAGUGGUUAAAAGACAUGUACGAUCUUCGAUUUGAUUGGAUUCCUGCUUAUUACCAUGGAGAGGAUUUGGCUGGGCUUAUGCGUACUACCUCAAGAUGUGAAAGCGAGAAUUACUUCUUUGGUCAGAUUUGCAAUCCAAGAUGUACACUUGUUGAAUUUUUCACUCAUUUUGAGACAGCAAUGGAUAUUCAAAGGCAUGAGCAUAGGAGGAAUGAUCAUGAUACAAGGUAUAUUGAGUGUAAACCGUGGAGUGACUUUGUAUUGGAGAAACAAGCAUCAGAAAUAUACACCCAAACAAUUUUUAAGGAUAUUCAAAUUGAAAUUGAUGCUGCUAUUACAAAGUGUAUGUCAAAGUCUGUUGAUACUGUGCAAUACAACAAAGAAGAAGAUGGUUUAAGUAUAAAUUGUUCUUGCAAACGGUUUGAACAAUUUGGUAUAUUGUGCCGCCAUAUAUUUUACGUAUUACGGUAUGAGGAUAUUAGUGAGUUUCCUAGAAGAUAUGUUCAUAGAAGAUGGACGAGAGAUGUCGUUUCAAUGGGAUCAAAUCAUUCCAAUAUUCGAUUUGAUGAAAUUGGUAGGAAUAGCGAGAUUGAUAAAGUUUAUAGAGGGAUUGUUCUUGCAAAUGAGUAUGUGGUUAAUAGGCUGGUUGGCGAUUUAGAUGAAUUGUGUCGUUACAGGGAUCAUAUUAAAAGUUAUAUUGAUAAAGCGGAUGAGGUUAUGGUUGCUGCACCGCCUCCUACUCGCAAAGAAAGAUUUGCUGAUAUUGGAGGGAACAUAGAGAAAUCUGAUUCUAUGAUUCGUGUCCCCAUCAAAAUAAGGACGAAAGGAUGUGGUGUACAAAAAAGGAUCAAGUCUAAUCGUGAGAUUGCAAUUCAGAAAUCAUCAAAGAUCCAGAAAUCGUGUCGUAUUUGUGGUGGAAAAGGACAUAACAGUCGAACGUGUAAAGAUAAGGUUUCUUCUAAUGCUAUAGGUUCUAGCAAUGGAGUGUAA